This is a messenger RNA of Cornus florida, 1353 nucleotides long. RefSeq names its product 8-hydroxygeraniol dehydrogenase-like. The coding region runs from base 69 to 1148 and encodes 359 amino acids. Lineage: Eukaryota; Viridiplantae; Streptophyta; Magnoliopsida; Cornales; Cornaceae. The record is from RefSeq and is a predicted model, not a curated record. Gene Ontology annotation, biological process: lignin biosynthetic process. Gene Ontology annotation, molecular function: zinc ion binding; cinnamyl-alcohol dehydrogenase activity. The transcript has 5 exons.
UGGGGUUUUAGUUUCUCUUUCUAUACUUCCAUUCCUUUCACAUAUCCGAAUACCUCUUUGCUAAUUUAAUGGCGAAAUCACCAGAAACACAGCACCCAAUUGAGGCCCUUGGAUGGGCAGCCAGAGAACCAGCUGGUUCUCUUGCACCCUUCAAAUUCUCCCGAAGGACAACUAGUGAUAAAGAUGUGAGGUUCAAAGUUCUGUAUUGUGGGAUAUGUCACUCUGAUCUUCACAAUAUCAGGAAUGAUUUUGGCGGCUGCAAAUUUCCUCUUGUACCAGGGCAUGAGAUUGUUGGGGUAGUAACAGAGGUAGGUAGCAAGGUACAGAAGUUCAAAGUUGGAGACAGAGUGGGUGUGGGAUGUAUGGUUGGAUCAUGUGGCUCAUGCGACCAGUGCGCCACCAAUCUUGAAAAUUACUGCCCCAAAAUGAUACUCACCUACAAGGGAACAUACCAUGAUGGAACAAUCACAUAUGGAGGUUACUCUGAUCACAUGGUUGCCGACGAGCAUUUCGUGGUCCACAUCCCCGAUAACUUGCCUCUUGAAGCUGCUGCUCCUCUCUUGUGUGCUGGGAUCACAACUUACAGCCCCCUCAAGUAUUUUGAGCUUGACAAGCCUGGUCAGCAUUUGGGCGUGGUAGGUCUAGGCGGGCUUGGUCACGUCGCAGUGAAGUUUGCAAAGGCUUUUGGUGCUAAGGUGACAGUCAUCAGUACAUCCCCUAACAAGAAGGAGGAAGCCAUUGAACAUCUCGGUGCUGAUUCAUUUUUGGUGAGCCGUGACCAAGAUCAGAUGCAGGCUGCAGUGGGCACAAUGGAUGGUAUUAUCGAUACUGUUUCUGCUAUUCAUCCUCUCAUGCCUUUGAUUGCUUUAUUGAAGUCACAUGGGAAGCUUGUUUUGGUCGGUGCACCAAAAGCACUUGAACUACCUGUUAUGCCUUUGCUUUUGGGAAGGAAGAUAGUUGCUGGGAGUCUUAUUGGGGGUUUGAAGGAGACACAAGAAAUGAUUGAUUUUUCUGCAAAGCACAACGUAAAACCGGACAUUGAAAUCAUUCCAAUGGAUUAUGUGAACAUUGCCAUGGAGCGUCUUGAGAAAGCUGAUGUCAAAUACAGGUUUGUCAUCGAUGUUGGGAACACAUUAAAAGUCGACUGAAAGUCUUGUGGCUUCUGAACUUGGGGUAUUUUUUGAGAGUGGAUCUGGUUUGUAUGGGGCUUGAUGAUGUUUUUACUUUAGUUGAUGAAUCCAUGUUUGUAUUUUUAAGCUUUGUUUCCUAUAACAUUAGAAUUGUAACCAAAGGAUCAACAUUGUCUUUGGAUUUCGUUACGAAUAAGUAAAUAAAGAACUUUGUUUGCCAAUU